Molecule: messenger RNA, 1370 nt
Organism: Aspergillus ruber CBS 135680
Lineage: Eukaryota; Fungi; Ascomycota; Eurotiomycetes; Eurotiales; Aspergillaceae
Product: saccharopine dehydrogenase
Exons: 4
Coding region: 231-1370 (379 amino acids)
Cellular component (GO): cytoplasm
Molecular function (GO): saccharopine dehydrogenase (NAD+, L-lysine-forming) activity
Source: RefSeq, a predicted model, not a curated record
UAUGAAUUAGCAAUUAUGCCAUUUGAUCGGAACAUCAACCCUGCAAGUGAUGUACAUGGCUGAUAUUGAGAGAACCAGUGAAGAGGGCUGUCAGUCGUGAGUCAUAUUCCAGGCCUACAAUAAAUAUCUACAUCAUCAAACAAUUGUCCAGCCUCAAUUCAUCCACAACACAUUUUCUUCUCAGAAGACAGCCAAAUAUUACUCUAAGCAAUCCAUCCACGCAAUUUACAAUGUCCUCAACGACCAUCCUCUUCCGCGCCGAGACCAACGCCGUCGAGCGUCGUUCCGCGCUAUCACCCACAACCGCCAAAACCCUCCUCGACGACGGCUACAACAUCCUAGUUGAGCGCAGCUCGACCCGGUGCUAUCGCGACGAGGAAUUCGAAGCCAUCGGCGCUACUCUCGUCUCGACUGGAACAUGGGAAGAAGCUCCGAAGGAGUAUAUUAUAUUGGGGUUGAAGGAGUUGUCUGGUUAUUGUGAACCCCGCUACCACACACAUAUUCACUUCGGCCACUGCUACAAAGCCCAACCAGGCUGGAUAGACUACAUCACUUGGUUCAAUCCCGGUGGCGGUCUCCUGUACGACAUCGAGUAUCUCACCGAUGAGAGUAACCGUCGGGUUGCUGCGUUUGGGUAUCAUGCUGGAUAUGCGGGAGCGGCUGUUGCGCUGAUGACUUCUGGCAGUGGUGAUACAUUGGGGGCUAUUCCGGUCUUUGAGUCAGCGAGGCAUGUUGUUGAUGCUGUGAGGGGGAGCGUGGCGUCUGCCUCGCAGCAGCAGGAGCAGCACAAGCCGCGAGUCCUAAUAAUCGGCGCGCGCUGCCGCUGCGGGACUAGAGCUAUUAAUUUUUGCCAGCAAGCUAGUCUCCCCGAGUCACGUAUCAUCCAGUGGGAUAUCGCAGAGACUUCAGCUCGAGGUGACGGAUCGUACCCCGAAAUCAACGACGCAGACAUCUUCAUCAGUUGCAUCUAUCUCCCCGCGGGAACGCGGAUCCCUCCGUUCGUGUCUAGGGAGUCCCUCUCCGUCCCUGGGCGGAAGUUGAGUGUGAUUUGUGACGUGAGCUGUGAUUCGACGAGCGAGUGGAAUCCGAUCCCUGUGUAUGACCGGUAUACUUCCUUCGAUGAACCUACUGUUCCAGUGGACUUGGGUGAGGAGGAUAAUGGACCAGCGCUGAGUGUGAUUAGUAUUAAUCAUUUACCGACGCUGGUGGCUAGGGAGGCUAGUGAGGAUUUUGCAGGACAGUUGUUGCCGACUCUUAGGACGUUGGAUCGAAGGCAGGAAGAGGGGUUGUGGAUGAGGGCUGAGAAGGUGUUUCACGAGAAGGCGAAGGAGGCGAUGGAUGCUAGUUGGAGGGCAAGGUGGUUGCCCUAG